Molecule: messenger RNA, 1403 nt
Organism: Emiliania huxleyi CCMP1516
Lineage: Eukaryota; Haptophyta; Isochrysidales; Noelaerhabdaceae
Product: ubiquitin fusion degradation 1 protein
Exons: 3
Coding region: 49-1122 (357 amino acids)
Cellular component (GO): VCP-NPL4-UFD1 AAA ATPase complex
Molecular function (GO): polyubiquitin modification-dependent protein binding
Source: RefSeq, a predicted model, not a curated record
CGCGCCCUGCUCGUCGCGCGCCUCUGCCCUUUCUCCCCGCUCUUGUCGAUGUUUGGCCUUCCGGGCGGCUUCGGUAGCCGAGGUUUCCAGGACUCGUUCCGCUGCCACAGCGUCUCGCUGCUCGCAGCGGAGCAGCAGCGCGACGCGAGCCGGCUCGAGUACUCGGACAAGAUCAUCCUGCCACCGUCGUGCCUCGAGAAGCUGGCGCAGCUGGAGAUCCAGUACCCAAUGAUGUUCCAGAUCGCCAACCCGCGCGCCAUGGAGCGCAAGCUGCACUGCGGCGUGCUCGAGUUCAUCGCACAGGAGGGGAUGGCGUACCUGCCGUACUGGAUGAUGGAGAACCUGCGCGUGAGCGAGGGCGACAUCAUCCAGCUGCGGUCGGUCAACCUCAACAAGGGGUCGUACGUCAAGCUGCAGCCACAGCUCACCGACUUCAUCAAGAUCUCCAACCCAAAGGUUGUGCUCGAGCAGUCGCUCCGCAACUUCUCAGCGCUCACAAAGGGGCAGACCUUCCGCAUCCUGUACAACAAAAAGAAGUACGACAUUGGCGUCGUCGAGGUGAAGCGACACGGGGGAGACUUUGCGCCCGGCCAGCCGCAGGCGGUGUGCAUCAUCGAGACGGACAUGCAGCUUGACUUCGAGGCCCCCGCAGACUACGUCGAGCCUCCCAGGCCCGCGAAGACGCCGACGCCGCCCUCCGCCUCUCCGCUCUCAAAGUCGCCGGUGCUGCAGCCGAUGGGAGCACCGGUCCUCGACGGCGACUCGUCCGAGGAGGAGGAGGCUGCCCCCUCCUUCACCGGGUCCGGCUUCCGGCUCGACGGCAAGGCGAUCAAGCCGCCCAAGGCAAAGGCGUCACCCGCGGCUCAGGGCGGGCAGGCGGUCGGAGGCGGGAGCGGCGAGGCGGCGGCGACGAGGCUGGGCGUGCGGAUCGGGCCGUCGGGGGAGGUGCUCUCUGGGGCGGCGCCGAGCGGCGGGCAAACUCUUGGGGGCGGGGCGGGCGGCGCAGCGGGCAGCGGCAUGGCGGGGAUGAAGGUGUUGAACGCGUCUGCGGGCGCGCCGAGCAGCGCCGAGGAGAAGGAUGACUAUUGGGCGAAGCUCACCGGCGGGAACAAGCUGCGGUGACCGGUUUGGGGGGGGGGGGGACUCUCCGUCCCGCUGGGGCUUGCCAGGGUGGGUAGGGGGGAGUGAGAGGAGUGGCAAAGCCGCCUGUAUUGACACGGAUUAUGGGCUGUGGUGGGGAGGGAGCGAGUCGGGAGUUGCCAUCGGCCACUACGCUCCGGCCAUCGUACUGAGAAUCAACCGGCACUGUGUCAGUGAGGACUCAACCAGGCUGUUGUGCGUCGAACGAUCUGAGCCAUCACCACACGCUGCUUCAAUUUUUUGUUUCUUGAUUUUUAUGGAUU